AUGGCUCCAGUAUCUCCUGACUUGUCGGCCAAGUAUACAGUGCUGCAACUGAGUGUCAUCUCGUCAAGCAGCAUCUCCAACCGAACGACGUCCCUGAUCGCGCACAUCAAGUCGACGCCGGGCGACAGCAAACCUGCCAUCGUCGCUCUCCACGCCAAAGCUCCCGUCGCCAACAAGCUCAUCAGCGUUGUCGAAAUCGCAAAGAGAGAUUUGAAAGAGAAUGGAUUGAAAGUCUACCAAUACAAUUCCCUUGGCUCCGAAUUGAUCCAGUCCACCCCUUCUGCCACCAAGGACGCGACCAAUCAAGAUGCCGUGAGCGAUGACGAGCCCGCUUUCGAGAAGAUCGAGCAGAGAACCGCCGUCAGGAACGUGCCCACCAUGACCACCUACCUGAGUCUUGUGCCCAUCAAGGAGCUUAAACAGGCCUAUGGGUAUGAUAUCUCCUGUUCACCACAUAUCGUUCUGUAUCUUGCUGACACCUUGUUUUGCAGCGAACAAAUCGGUUGA
Molecule: messenger RNA, 507 nt
Organism: Aureobasidium vineae
Lineage: Eukaryota; Fungi; Ascomycota; Dothideomycetes; Dothideales; Saccotheciaceae
Source: the annotation of a GenBank genome assembly